This is a messenger RNA of Myotis daubentonii (Daubenton's bat), 1275 nucleotides long. RefSeq names its product DNA dC->dU-editing enzyme APOBEC-3G-like. Gene Ontology annotation, biological process: negative regulation of single stranded viral RNA replication via double stranded DNA intermediate; cytidine to uridine editing; DNA cytosine deamination. Gene Ontology annotation, molecular function: cytidine deaminase activity; RNA binding; zinc ion binding. Gene Ontology annotation, cellular component: cytoplasm; P-body; nucleus. The record is from RefSeq and is a predicted model, not a curated record. Lineage: Eukaryota; Metazoa; Chordata; Mammalia; Chiroptera; Vespertilionidae.
UUUACCCUGAUUCACCAUGUGGCUCAGGUUAACCCGGAAGAGCAGAGGAAACAGCGCCACUGGGCUGCACCUGGCAGGGCUGGGUCAGCGGGACGAGGGCAGGACGGUGAUGCCAGGAGAGGCCACGUCAGAGCUCUGAGCCCCUGCACUACUCCCGGGGAGACCUUGACAAAAGGACUGAGCUGACUCCCCAGGAGCCCCCAAAGGGGUCAGAGAGGGAGGUUAGGUGGCUCCAGCUAAGUGAGUGGACGCACAUCCUCUGUGGGUCUAGCCAGGAUGUGGGUGCAGAGGGGAGGAGAACGGGGUGAUCCCCAGAGGAGCCCCAUGCCUUGGGUUCCUCCUGCCUGUGCCCACAGACCCCUGAUGGAUGUAACCACCUUCAAGGACAACUUUGGUAUCACAUGGGCGAAUGAAACAUACCUGUGCUAUGAGUUGGAGGUCAAGGAAGGCGAUGACUGGGUCCGAGUGGAGGAGCUCCAGGGCUUCCUGCGCAACCAGGGUGCUGACACACACUGGGAACCUAGUCAUGCAGAGUUGUGCUUCCUGGAUCGGGUCCGUUCUUGGCACCUGGAUGAGGGGAAGCAGCACAGACUCACCUGCUACAUCUCCUGGAGCCCCUGCCCUGACUGUGCCCAGAAACUGGUGGACUUCCUGGGCGAGAACAGCCACGUGAGGCUGCGCAUCUUUGCUGCUCGCAUCUACACCUUUGUCAGUGGCUAUGAGGAUGGGCUGCGCAGGCUGCAGGACGCUGGGGCCCAACUCGCCAUCAUGACCCCCAAAGAGCUCCAGCACUGCUGGGAAAAAUUCGUGGACAACCAGGGCCAGCCCUUCCAGCCCGAGACUGAACUGUUAGAAAACAUAGGAGCCCAAUGUCAGAGGCUGGAGAACAUUCUCAGGGUGAGAAUCAGGGAAACUGAAGGAUGGACUCAAUCUCUCUAAACAGCCGGGGUCUUCUGGUGAACGACGCAUAAAACACUUUCUUCAAGAAAUGAAAACACAUCACGUGCCGGAUCCCCAACUUGAUCCACAGAAACCAGCAAAAGGCAACGACUGGGCUGAGAAGGAAUUUUUUUAAAAAUCUGAUUGAUUUACUUUUCAUUUAAAAUCAGUGAUUUGUUCUACAUACACAGCAGUAACAUUCUAUUCAUGACUAUCAGAAUCAUUUUUUCCUUUUAGGGAAAUGAUUAUUUUUUAUUGAUUUUAAAUCCAAAACAAUAAAAUGAAAGAUUAGGAAUCUCCAUAAAAUGUCUUUUCCUCUGUAAGUGUGUCAUGAAG